This is a messenger RNA of Tuber melanosporum (Perigord truffle), 3131 nucleotides long. RefSeq lists its product as uncharacterized. The coding region runs from base 95 to 2896 and encodes 933 amino acids. The transcript is spliced from 13 exons. Gene Ontology annotation, molecular function: nuclear export signal receptor activity; small GTPase binding. Gene Ontology annotation, biological process: protein import into nucleus; protein export from nucleus. Gene Ontology annotation, cellular component: cytosol; nuclear envelope. NCBI's taxonomy places the organism in Eukaryota, Fungi, Ascomycota, Pezizomycetes, Pezizales, Tuberaceae. The record is from RefSeq and is a predicted model, not a curated record.
ACCUUCCCCCCACUAUUUACAUCUGUUUUCCACUCUCCACAAAUUUCAUCUUGCGCCAAACUUUAUUUCUCCAAAUCCCUCUACACCCAGAGCUAUGGCUGCGAAUAUUCAGACUCUCGCUCAGCUUCUAGACACCUCAUUGAUCCCUUCUCAAAACAAACAAGCUGAGAGCUCUCUGCGGGCCAGUGAAAACCAGGAAGGAUUUGCUCCUCUGCUGUUACAGAUUGUUGCGUCCGAUAGCUUUGCUUCGAAUACUCGUUUAGCGGCUGCUCUGUACUUCAAAAACUUACUUGGGAGGAAUUGGACUGAUGAGGAAGGUCACUACAAGAUGGCGGGGAGUGAGGUUGUGGCGGUCAAACGAGAUUUGGUUGGGCUUAUGAUCACUGUUCCGCCAGCCUUGCAGGUACAGCUUGGAGAGGCCAUCAGCAUCAUUGCGGAGAGUGAUUUUUGGCAACGCUGGGAUACGUUAAUUGAUGAUCUUGUGUCUAAACUCACCCCCGAUAAUGCACAAGUCAACAACGGUGUUCUUCAGGUGGCGCAUGCGAUUUUCAAACGUUGGAGACCGCUUUUCCGUUCCGACGACCUGUUCACCGAAAUCAAUCAUGUUCUUCAAAAAUUCACGGCUCCGUUUCUGAAACUGAUGGAGGCUACCGACCAGCAAAUAACGCAAGCUCAAAAUAAUAAACCUGCCUUGGAUGGCUAUUUCCAAACACUCAACCUUAUUAUCAAGAUUUCAUUUGAUCUUAACUGCCAAGAUCUUGCGCCAGAUUUCGAAGAGAAUCUCGCAACAAUUAUGGGACUACUGCACAAGUAUCUCACUUUCACCAGUCCCCUUCUUGUGACUGAUGACGGCGACGAAUCGGGCCCGUUAGAGCGAGUCAAGGCUGGAAUAUGUGAAUUCCUCCAGCUCUUUACUACCAAGUACGAGGAUGUAUUUGGUGAGAUGCUCCAGAAUUUUGUCAACUCGACAUGGGUGCUCUUAACCACCACUGGGCCCGAGCCGAAAUAUGACAUUUUGGUCAGUAAAGCUUUGCAGUUCUUGACUGCUGUAGCAAGGUCAAGUAAACAUGCUCAAAAUUUUAGCGCGGUGGUAGUAUUGGAGCAAGUUGUUGAAAAGAUCAUCCUACCCAAUAUGACUUUACGAACUUCUGAUGAGGAAUUGUUUGAGGAUGAUCCAAUCGAAUUUAUUCGAAGAGAUCUUGAAGGCUCUGAUAGCGAUACUCGUAGAAGGGCUUCCACGGACUUUCUUCGCCAACUCCUCGAGCAGUUUGACAAAACUGUCACUGAAGUUGUUUACAAAUACAUUAACCAUUACUUGCAAGACUACAACAGUAACCCCAAAGCAAACUGGAGAUCUAAGGACACGGCCUUGUACCUGUUCUCAUCUAUCGCUGCAAAGGGCACAACUGAGAGAAAGGGCGUUACGCAUACCAAUCUCCUUGUGGAUGUCGUAGAAUUCUUCCAGAACCAUAUCGCAGCGGAUCUUAUCGCUCCUUUUGAGGAUGUCCAGCCGAUUCUGAAGGUUGAUGCAAUAAAGUAUCUCUACACCUUCCGCAGCCAAUUGACUAAGUCACAACUUUCCGAUGCUUUCCCUCUUCUCGCUAGGCACCUCGGAUCUCCGAAUUAUGUUGUUUACACCUAUACUGCGAUUACUGUUGAGCGCUUGCUGGCGAUGGCUUCUGAUGGGGAGCCAUUAUUUCACCCCGAAGACUUGAGGCCUUACGCAAAGGACCUUUUUGAGAAUCUCUUUAGGCUGAUCGAGCAAGGCGUUACCCCCGAGAAGAUUCAGGAGAAUGAAUAUCUAAUGCGCUGUGUAAUGCGGGUUAUUAUUGUUUCUAGGGAUGCUACUGGACCGUUGGUGGAAUACGUUCUGGGAGGGCUUAUCAAAAUAACAGGUGUAGUCAGCAAGAAUCCCAGUAACCCGAGGUUUAUUCACUAUCACUUUGAGAGUCUUGUCUCGAAAAUGCCCUUCAUGAUCCCUUCAUGGCUAUUCUUGGUCAAGAUGUUACGGAGUUCAUCCCUUAUGUAUUCCAAUUACUUGCUCUUCUCCUGGAAAGCAAUGCCCCAGUUCCCCUUCCCCAACGCUAUAAAGACCUUACGACCCCUCUUCUCACACCGGCUCUCUGGGAAUCACGAGGAAAUGUUCCCGCUCUUGUCCAAUAAUCAACUAUCAGCAAUCCUUGGCAUUUUUCAGAAAUUGGUAGCCUCAAAACUGACCGAAGUGCAUGCUUUUGAGCUGCUAGAAGCAUGUUUCAUUUAUUUCCCACUGACCGCUCUGCAGCCAUUUGUCAAGGAUAUUUUUAUUAUUCUACUCACUAGGCUAAACGGCUCGAAAACAGAGGCUUUGUCCCAAAAGUUUGCUAGGUUCUUUUACUUUCUCGCUGCUAGGGAUAAGGGAGGCGCCGGGCCCGAUUUUGUUGUGGGAGCUAUCGAUGCCGUGCAAGCAGGCAUCUUCGGCCAACUUUAUGGUGCUGUGGUUCUGCCUGAUACACAAAAGUUACAACGACCAGCUGAUCGAAAGGUCGCUGUUGUUGGUUUGACAAAGUUCGUUGCCUUCUCAGAGGGUCUAGCUACUACAUAUCACAAAACAUGGCCAGGUUCAGUCGUUGCCUUAUUAAAACUACUUGAAGCCCCACCGGUACCCACCCAAGACGAUAGGGGGAUCGACCUCCACGAGGCCGAUAUCGAUGAUCUAAGCUUUGGUGCAACCUUUACUAGGCUUAAUACCUGUAAGAAGAGAGCGAUUGACCUGUUCCCUGACACUGGUGACUUGAAAAAAUGGGUUGGAGAACGACUUAAGGAAGGAAAUUCAAAAUAUAGCGGUAGAGUCGAUAAUUGGAUUAAAGCCGAGUUGCCGGAUGAAGCUAAGAUCGUUCUGAGAAGAUAUAUGCAGUAAUUGUAGCAGUUAUCCGCGUGCAUGAGCCGGGCGGGCUCGCUGGGGGUUCUAUGGCUAGGGCUAUGGCCGAGAGCGGUGCUUUGGAUUUGGGUCAUGGAUGUUUGGUUUUCAAUUAAUGCAAAACAUUGCCAUAGCGUUUGGUUCUUCUCAUGUUCUACUAUGGUGUUGUCCUUUGUAGCAAGCUAGCGGGAUACCGGUAUUAUAAAUUAGUUGUUCAUCCAUUAGCAUAUAUCCA